UUCUUAUUGAUAUUAUUUAACUUAUUCAUUUAUCGUCUUAAAAUAAUUCAUAUAUUUAUCUUGUAGAAUCAAUUCAGUUUCUACUUACUUCUGCUCACUAUUUGUAUUGGUUUGUUUUUGUGUAUUUGUGUGUGUGUGCGCGCGCGUGCGCGCGCGUAUGAGUGCGCGUGUGUGAGUACGCGUGUUUGUGUGAGUGUAUGUGUGUAUGUGUGUUUACAACUGUUUUAGUUUUUGCUUGGAAAAUGCCACCCAAUGUUAAAAAAUUCACCCGCUUUAUCGAACGAUCUUUCAUCGAUUUUUUGAUGUGGUGUUGCACCCUGAAAACCUAUGAAUCCGAGGAAGAUAGUGUUUCUUAUACAGACUUAAAUGUAUUGUCUGAACCAUACGGAAAUAUUCCUACACGUUCAAGCACAGAAACUAUUUUGAAGAUUAUUCAGAUUUCAGGUCAAGAAAUCGUCUGUAGUGCAACUUCAGAAUCUGUUACUUCGGAAGACACAAAAUCCAUUCACGAUCCAAACGUAAAAGCCGUGUCUAUAUCAGACUCAAAACAUCUUCCCUCAUUAGACCAAGAAGUGGUUCAAUAUCUAACGAUGGACAUAUGGAAGCCAGACAAUUAUGGUAAUGAUGAUAAUAAUGAUGAUGAUGGCAAUGUGAAAAACCCUAAGAUUCGCGGAUGUAUGUUUGGUGAUCGGACUGGCAAUAUUAACGAGGAAAACAUCGAGGAAAUAGAGCUAGGCGAGGAGAUCCACUCUGGUCGUUGUCAUGAUACACAUAAGGUUUCUUUAUGUGUAUCACAAAUUUAAAUUUAUGUAAUUUAACAGAAGCUUUGUAUAACACGUGUCACGUGCAGAAGAUGAUAUGCACAGCAUUUCUAACACCCAGCUUCUGAUCACAGAAUACUAUAGAGACUAUAACACCCGACUCUUGAUAACAAUAACACAGUAAAAAGUACAGUACAGUAAAGAACCAUGAAAUUAUAAUAACCAGCUUCUGAUCACAAAACUACUGUAGAGACUACGGUAGCCAGCUGUUGAUCAUAAAGCGCUGUAGAGACCAUGACAACUAGCUCUUGAUUAUAAAACAAUGUAGAAAAUAUGGCGUCAGCUCCUGAUCACAAGAAUACUUUAAAGGUUCAACCAGACAUACAAAUUGUAUAAGUCGCUGAAUUUUCCAUGUUACCAUUUUGUUAUUUGUUCCUCGUUUUAAAUAAAAUUUUCUGGUUAAAGUU
This is a messenger RNA of Octopus bimaculoides (California two-spot octopus), 1228 nucleotides long. RefSeq lists its product as uncharacterized. Lineage: Eukaryota; Metazoa; Mollusca; Cephalopoda; Octopoda; Octopodidae. The record is from RefSeq and is a predicted model, not a curated record.